This is a messenger RNA of Symbiodinium sp. CCMP2592, 543 nucleotides long. The record is from the annotation of a GenBank genome assembly. Lineage: Eukaryota; Dinophyceae; Suessiales; Symbiodiniaceae.
AUGAAACCUGCAAGCCUCAGGCUGGAACCAUGCCCCGAACCCUAUGGCUACGGCUCAAGCCGCAGGUUCAGAGCUUCAGAUCUUGCAAAAUCCCAUUCCUCGAUAGGUGUGUGCGGCCGGUGCAUGCGUGAUGAGAGUCCUCCCCUUGCAGCGCCGCGGCUCGCUUGGGCUGUCCGCAACCAGGCAGGUCAAGGGGCAGGUCACGGUGUUCAGAAAGAUGCGGCCUCCAUGUAUGUCGAGGGCGUGGUGCCCUUUCCAGGUGACAUGAUCUGUUGCAUCGCCGAGUGGAAAUGUGUCCAGUACGGCCACGGUCUCUAUGACCAGGAUUCCGGCCAAUGCCUCAUUCAAGGAGCUGCAUUAACUCGUGUGGGAUCCUGUGACGACCAGUCAGAAUGCCUUGGUGGCAGAUAUAUCGACGACAAAGGGUUGUGCUACUUCGAGGACAAGUACACCCAAAUCACUCCGGCCAGAUCUCAGUCCGAUUGCUGGGCAAUGGGUGGAAUCUAUACUGGAUGUGGUGGCGGCAAAUGCUUGAAGAAGUGA